Messenger RNA from Acomys russatus (golden spiny mouse), 3288 nucleotides. It is a transcript of the gene Ipo8, whose product is annotated as importin 8. Bases 205 to 3273 code for a protein of 1022 amino acids. The record is from RefSeq and is a predicted model, not a curated record. Gene Ontology annotation, cellular component: nuclear envelope; cytosol. Gene Ontology annotation, biological process: protein import into nucleus. NCBI's taxonomy places the organism in Eukaryota, Metazoa, Chordata, Mammalia, Rodentia, Muridae. The transcript is spliced from 24 exons. Gene Ontology annotation, molecular function: small GTPase binding.
GAGUUGUGGAGGGUAAGGAGGGAGGCCAGGGGGCGCGGAGUGAGAGUGGCGCAGCAAGUGUCUGCAGGCGGCAGCGGCGGCGGCGGAGGGUCGGGGUGAGGCGGGGUCCCUGCGGCGGAGCGGGCGCGAAGGGGCCAGGAGACACCCCGGCGCCACCCGGCCUGCCGGCCCUGGGACCGGAGCCCCCGCCGCCGCCUGGGGAACAUGGACCUCAACCGGAUCAUCCAGGCGCUGAAGGGCACUAUCGACCCGAAGCUGCGCAUCGCAGCCGAGACGGAGCUGAACCAGUCCUACAAGAUUAUUCAUUUUGCCCCCAGCUUGCUUCAGAUCAUUGUCUCAGACCAUGUGGAGUUUCCUGUGCGUCAGGCAGCUGCCAUCUACCUGAAGAACAUGGUGACACAGUACUGGCCGGACAGGGAGCCUCCACCAGGAGAAGUGAUCUUCCCAUUCAAUAUUCAUGAGAAUGACCGGCAGCAAAUCCGUGACAACAUCGUGGAAGGGAUAAUUCGGUCUCCGGAUCUGGUGAGAGUCCAGUUAACAAUGUGUCUCCGAGUCAUCAUUAAGCAUGAUUUUCCUGGCCAUUGGCCUGCAGUGGUCGACAAGAUAGACUACUACUUGCAGUCACCAAACAGUGGGAGCUGGCUUGGCAGCUUGCUCUGCUUGUAUCAGCUAGUGAAGACCUACGAAUAUAAGAAAGCAGAGGAACGAGAGCCUCUCCUGGCAGCCAUGCAGAUCUUCCUGCCUCGAGUUCAGCAGCGGGCCCUGCACUUGCUCCCCGAUGCCUCCCAUUACUCUGUGCUGCUGCAGAAACAGAUUCUGAAAAUCUUCUAUGCCCUUGUUCAGUACACACUGCCUCUUCAGCUGGUGAAUCACCAGACCAUGACGACGUGGAUGGAGAUCUUUCGCACCAUCAUUGACAGGACAGUCCCUCCGGAGACGCUGCAGGUUGACGAGGAUGAGCGGCCGGAGCUGGUGUGGUGGAAGUGUAAGAAGUGGGCGCUCCACAUCGUCGCUCGUCUCUUUGAACGGUACGGAAGCCCAGGAAAUGUCACAAAAGAAUACUUUGAAUUUUCUGAAUAUUUUUUGAAAACCUAUGCAGCAGGAAUUCAGCAGGUGCUACUCAAAAUUUUAGAUCAAUACAGACAGAAAGAGUAUAUAGCGCCCCGUGUUCUUCAGCAAGCCUUCAACUAUCUCAGCCAAGGCAUUGUCCAUGCUGUGACCUGGAAGCAGAUGAAGCCACAUAUACAGAGCAUCUCUGAAGAUGUGAUCUUCUCUGUGAUGUGCUAUAAAGAUGAGGAUGAGGAGCUGUGGCGAGAAGACCCGCAUGAGUACAUAAGGAUGAAAUUUGAUAUUUUUGAAGAUUAUGCUUCUCCCACCACAGCAGCCCAGACCCUCUUGUAUACAGCUGCGAAGAAAAGGAAAGAGGUGUUGCCAAAAAUGAUGGUGUUCUGUUAUCAAAUACUAACAGACCAGAACUUUGACCCUAGGAAGAAAGAUGGAGCCCUGCAUGUGAUCGGUUCCUUGGCUGAGAUUUUGUUGAAGAAGAGUUUAUUCAAGGACCAAAUUGAGCUGUUCCUGCAGAAUCAUGUAUUUCCAUUACUGCUCUCUAACCUGGGAUAUCUCCGAGCUAGAUCCUGCUGGGUGUUGCACGCCUUUAGCUCUCUGAAGUUUCACAAUGAAGUCAACCUCAGAAAUGCCGUUGAGUUAGCAAAGAAGAGCUUGACUGAGGACGAGGAGAUGCCCGUCAAGGUUGAAGCUGCCCUCGCACUGCAGUCGCUCAUCUCUAACCAGGUGCAAGCCAAGGAGCACAUGAGACCACAUGUGAGACCCAUCAUGCAGGAGUUGCUGCAUAUUGUCAGAGAGACAGAGAACGAUGAUGUCACCAAUGUCAUCCAGAAGCUGAUCUGCGAGUACAGUCGAGAGGUGGCCUCCAUCGCUGUCGACGUGACCCAGCACUUGGCUGAGAUAUUUGGCAAAGUUCUUCAAAGUGAUGAGUAUGAAGAAAUUGAGGACAAAACUGUCAUGGCCAUGGGGAUUUUACACACUAUUGACACCAUCUUAACAGUUGUGGAAGAUCAUCAGGAGAUCACACAGCAGCUGGAGAACAUCUGCCUGCGAAUCAUCGACCUUGUCUUGCAGAAGCAUGUCUUUGAAUUCUAUGAGGAAAUCUUUUCCUUGGCGUACAGUCUAACCUGCCAUGCUGUCUCACCGCAGAUGUGGCAGCUCCUGGGCAUUUUAUAUGAAGUUUUCCAGCCGCCUUGCUUCGAGUACUUUACAGACAUGAUGCCUCUCCUGCAUAAUUACGUGACAGUAGACACCAACACCCUGCUGUCAAAUCCAAAGCACUUAGAAGUCUUGUUCACAAUGUGCAGGCAGAUACUGUGUGGAGAUGUGGGAGAGGAAGCUGAGUGCCACGCUGCCAAACUCUUGGAAGUCAUCAUCCUUCAGUGCAGAGGACGGGGCAUCGACCAGUGUAUCCCGCUGUUUGUUCAGCUCGUCUUAGAGAGAUUAACCCGUGGGGUCAAGACCAGCGAGCUGCGCACCAUGUGUCUUCAGGUGGCCAUUGCGGCUCUCUACUAUAGCCCUGAGCUGCUGCUCCGCACACUGGAACAAGUCCAGCUGCCACACAACCCUGGACCCGUCACUUCCCAGUUCAUCAACCAGUGGAUGAACGACACCGAUUACUUCCUUGGGCACCACGACAGGAAGAUGUGUAUAAUUGGCUUGAGCAUCCUCCUGGAGCUGCAGAACCGACCUCCUGCUGUGGAUGCUGUGGCCGCGCAGCUUCUCCCCUCCAUUCUCUUCCUCUUCCUUGGCCUGAAGCACGUGUGUGCCACACGGCAGCUACUCAACCGUGAGGACCGCUCAAAAGCAGAGAGAGCUGACGCGGAGGACGAUGAAGAGAUUUCCAGUGAGGAGGAGGAGACCAAUGUAACUGCUCAAGCUACGCAGUCACAAAUUGGCCGAGGCGAGGAGGAUGAAGAUGACGAUUGGGAUGAGGAAGUGCUGGAGGAGACGGCCCUGGAGGGCUUCAGCACCCUGCUGGACCUGGACAACAGUGUGGAUGAGUACCAGUUCUUCACACAGGCCUUGCUGACUGUGCAGAAUCGCGACGCCGCCUGGUACCAGAUGCUCGUGGCUCCACUCAGUGAGGACCAGAGAAGAAAGCUGCAGGAGGUGUACACGGUGGCAGAGCACCGACGGACGCAGGCAGGUCAGCCCGUCCUUCCCACACUGGGGUUGUGUGGCAGAGCCCACCUCUGCCUUACUUGAUUUUAAUGCUGAAGA